Saccoglossus kowalevskii is the source of this 513-nucleotide messenger RNA. RefSeq lists its product as uncharacterized. Lineage: Eukaryota; Metazoa; Hemichordata; Enteropneusta; Harrimaniidae. The record is from RefSeq and is a predicted model, not a curated record.
AUGCGAGACAGAGUACUCCAAAUACUCCACAAACAACACAAAGGUAUAGAAAAAAACACGCCUCAGAGACAAUCAGUAUAUUGGCCUGGUCUGAAUGCAAACAUAGAUUACAUGAUAAAAGACUGUAACCAAUGUCAAACAUAUCAGAGAAGUCAGUCAAAACUCCCAGUACAAAUAAUCUACAGUACUGAAGCCAUAAACAUGGUUGGUUUGGACAUUUUUGAAUUUGAUGGCUCCCAAUACCUUUUAAUCGUUGGUUACUAUGCUGGUUAUUUUGGGGCAUACACACUUCAUAACAUGACUAGUUCAACUGUCAUCAGCAAGAUUGAUGAAAUAUUCUCCAUUUUUGGAUACCCAACAGACUUAAUAUCGGACAAUGGGCCACAGCUUACAAGCAGUAAAUUUCAAGAAUAUUGCCAGACUUAUGAGAUAAGACAUACAACCAGUGCACCCCAUCACCAACAAGCCUAUGGAUGCGCGGAAAGUAAAAAUAUACACAGCGCCAGUGGCUAG